AUGGAUAAACUGUCACACUUACCCAAGAAGGACAAGUUAGGGCUAGGAAUUUAUCAGGCGAUUAGACGUAUUGUAGCGGCUCUACUAGGAGACAAGGGGGCUCUGCAGGCGGCAAAAGACACCUGGAACGAACUGGCAAAGACUCAACCAAGGCUAACGGACUCGACCUCAACAGAGGAAGUGGAACGUGAAGCAGAGUGGAUUGAGAGAACGCUGACAGAGGUCUUGAACAAGUACUGCAAACUAAUCAGGGUUUGUGCCCGCUCUAAGCGCUGGUGGAACAGUGAGAUCGAGGCAGAACGAAGUGCGUAUUCCAAGGCUCGUAAGGCCUAUCAAGCUGGUGAGAUUAGCGAGGAGGAGCAUCGAGAAGCACGUAAGAGCUUCUAUUCGCUAGUUAGCAGAACCAAAAGAGAGUGCUGGGAGGGCUUCCUCCAGGGCACGUCUGAGGGUUCUCUACCUGACCAGAAACGGUGUUGGACAGCCUUACGCUAUACCAAACUACAAACACAAGGUACUACACCAGCUCUAACUGACGAGGCCUCUGGGGAGGUGAUUGCAGCCACCUUUAGUGAGAAGGAGGAGGUUUUUAGACACCGUGCUUUUCCACAGGCUCCAAAUAGCAACAUUGAGUCGCAGCUUCCAGAGCCUGGAUCUGCUCACAAGCUGGUUAACGAGGAAGCAGUCAAGAAUGCCCUCUUUAGCCAGGGGCUAGAGAAAGCUCCAGGUACAGAUUUACUGAACUUCCGAGCCAUCAGGCUCUUGUGGAAUCUAGAUUUAGAGCGCGUGGUCAGCCUGGUAAAGCAGUGCCUUAGGCUUGGGAUACAUCCGCGGAUCUGGAAAAUAGCUAAGGGGGUUCUCUUGAGAAAGAACGGCAAAACCAACUACACACUGGCUAGUGCCUAUCGAGUGAUAAGCCUAUUGAAGUGUCUAGGCAAGGUGACUGAGAAGCUCGUUGCAGAGUUGAUCACAAACUUUGCAGAGGCCCAAGAUCUCUUCCACGAUGGCCAAUUUGGAGGCCGUAGGCAACGCAGUGCAAUUGAUGCCGUGGCAUGCUUAGUUGAGGAGAUUCACCAAGCCUGGGCGAAUGGGAAGCUGGCUGCAGCACUGUUUAUGGAUAUUAAGGGGGCCUUUGACCAUGUUGUCUUGGCCAGACUAAUCGAGGUCCUCAGAGAGGCUAGCGUGGAUGGAGACCUUAUACGCUGGGUAGUCUCGUUUCUAUCUGAUCGGCGAGUCACCCCCGUGAUUGACGGACACAUUGGAAAGGAAGCAUCGAUAAGCUCUGGGCUACCUCAGGGCUCUCCAGUGUCACCUAUCCUGUUUGUUUUGUAUGUUCAUGGGCUGUCUAGAGCCAUUGAGAGGAGUGUGCCAGAGAUUCGAUGUCUAUCCUUUGUGGACGACCAAGGCCUGAUAACAGCCGCAAGCUCAGUGAAGGAGGCUUGUAGGACCCUUGAGAAAGCAGCUGAAGUAGCCAUCGAGUAG
Talaromyces stipitatus ATCC 10500 is the source of this 1479-nucleotide messenger RNA. Its product is annotated as reverse transcriptase, putative. The coding region runs from base 1 to 1479 and encodes 492 amino acids. The transcript is spliced from 2 exons. The record is from RefSeq and is a predicted model, not a curated record. Lineage: Eukaryota; Fungi; Ascomycota; Eurotiomycetes; Eurotiales; Trichocomaceae.